This is a messenger RNA of Anas platyrhynchos (mallard), 5955 nucleotides long. RefSeq names its product insulin receptor substrate 4 (gene IRS4). The record is from RefSeq and is a predicted model, not a curated record. Gene Ontology annotation, biological process: insulin receptor signaling pathway. Lineage: Eukaryota; Metazoa; Chordata; Aves; Anseriformes; Anatidae. Gene Ontology annotation, molecular function: insulin receptor binding; phosphatidylinositol 3-kinase binding. Gene Ontology annotation, cellular component: plasma membrane; cytosol.
CGUGAUGUUUUCGCCGUGCCGCCGCCGCGGCUGCCCGGGGGAGCGCGAGUAGCCGGGCGCGGCGGGGGGACGGGGCCGGACCCGCGGCGCUCAACGGCUCCAACGGCUCUGCCAACGGCCCCACGGGCGGCCGCCUCCCCUCGCGUCCCCUCCCCUCUAUGCGCCGCCCGCCGCCGGGGGGGCUCCUCUCCCGGUGAGGCCGGCUCGCCGCCGCCCGGCCGGCAGCUAAAAUGGCGAGCGGCGUGAACGGCGCCGCCGGGGCCGAGGGGGAGUCGGGCGAGGCCGGGCGCUGCCCCUCGCCGCAGCCCCACCACCUGCUGCUGCUGCUCCGCCGCUCGCCCAGCGCCUCGCUCUGCGGGCCCCCCGAGGCCGGCGGCGGCGGCGGCGCUAGGGGCGGGCAGCCCCCCGGGAGCGCGGCCCGCGGCGGGGAGGACGUGAGGAAGUGCGGCUACCUGCGCAAGCAGAAGCACGGCCACAAGCGGUACUUCGUGCUGCGGGCCGAGAGCCGCCUGGCCCCGGCGCGCCUGGAGUACUACGACAGCGAGAAGAAGUUCAAGAGCAGCCUGCGGGCCGGCGGCGGCGCGGCGGGGCUGUGCUGCCCCCCGCCCAAGAGGGUCAUCCCCCUCUACCAGUGCUUCACCGUCAGCCGGCGGGCAGACGCCAAGCACAAGCACAUCAUCGCCCUGUACACCAAGGACGAGUAUUUCGCCAUGCUGGCGGAGAACGAGGCCGAGCAGGAGGCCUGGUACCAGGCGAUCAGCGAGCUGAUGAGCCAGAGCAAGAGGGGCUUCCUGGAGCAGGAGGAGCAGGCGGAGCAGCAGCUGGACGAGGACGACGAGCACUACGGGGCGGCCCUGAGGCCCGGCACCGUCUUCAAGGAGGUGUGGCAGGUCAACGUGAAACCCAAAGGACUGGGCCAAACGAAAAACCUGACCGGGGUGUACAGGCUGUGCCUCUCCAGCAAGGCCAUCCACCUCGUCAAGCUGAACUCAGAGGUUCCCUCCGUCCACCUGCAGCUGAUGAACAUCCGCCGCUGCGGGCACUCGGAGAACUUCUUUUUCAUUGAAGUGGGCAGGUCCGCUUCUAUUGGGCCUGGAGAGCUCUGGAUGCAAGUGGACGAUUCGGUGGUUGCCCAGAACAUGCACGAGACUUUUUUGGAGACCAUGAAAGCGUUAAAGGCCUUUGCGGAGUUCCGGCCCCGAAGCAAAAGCCAGUCUUCUGGUGGCGGUGGUGGCACCAACCCUAUCUCCUUCAUCACCACUAGGAGGCACCUGGGCAACCUGCCCCCCAGCCAGACGGGCUUGCAGAGAAGGUCUAGAACUGAGAGCGUUGUUGGAGGGACGCCUCCGACCACCAAAAGCAGCAACUCCUAUCGCUUCAGAACAUCCAGCGAGGGAGAAGGCACCAUGGCCAGGCCUUUCAGGUCAGUGACGGGGAGCCUCAUCCACCUGAAUACCGCAAGGAUGAACUUGGGCCGGCAAGAAGGGAGCGGAAGGUACGUUAGAGCCGCGUUCAGUUCGUCAUAUCACACCCGCUCUGCGUCGCUGCCCGUGUCUCACUUUCCCUCCACUACCAGUCCCAUCAGUGUUUCUUCCAGUAGCGGCCAUGGCUCUGCUUCAGAUAUGUUGACCAGGCCUUCUAGCUCCUCUGUCUGCGGUUCCCCGAGCGAUGGGGGAUUCAUCUCUUCUGAUGAGUACGGCUCCAGCCCUGGAGAUUUCAGGUACUUUCGGGUCAGGAGUAAUACACCAGAUUCCCUGGGAAACACGCCACCUAUCAGAGAGGAGAAUUGUCUGAGUGAGUACAUGUCCAUGAGUAAGCAGCAAACAGACGAUAGCUUGAGAGAUGAUUAUAUGGAGGCUGAAAAGUGUUUCAGGAAAAGAACUUACUCUCUGACUAAACCAACCUCGGUAGCAGUGCAGCAGAAAAUGACACAAACGACGGCUUCAUUAGAUGAAGACUCUGGGGGAAAUCAUGGGCGACUGAUGUACUCUGAAACACCAAAACUGAAAGGUAACCAUGAAUUGGAAUACAAUGACAGUAAUCUUGACUCUGUAUGCAACCAAAGCAGGAGUAAAGCUAGGGACGAUGGGUACAUGCCAAUGAUGCCAGGAGUUGCAUCUUCUCUGUCAAGUAGCAGUGAUUAUCUGCCAAUGACUCCUAAAAGUAUGUCUGUUCCAAAACAGAUAAACAAUUCGUGGUCACCAUCUCAGGUUGACUCCAGAGGAUAUAUGAUGAUGUUUCCAAAGGCGAGCUCUUCACCCGUACGAAGUCCUUUAACUGGAUUUAUUUCUAAAGGAAGUAAUGAGAAGAUUGUAAACAAUGAGUAUAUGGAUAUGUCUCCCGGUAAUUCCGCUCCAAAGCACCCUGGUGAUUCAAAUUACAUUCAUAACAAUUCUGUUUCCAAAGGUUUCAGUUCGUAUUUUUCUUUGCCCCGAAGCUUUAAGGCGUUAUCAGGACAAAAUGGUGACCACAGCGAAUAUGUUCCAAUGUCUUCACCUGGAAAACUCCUGUACGGUGGACCAGAAAACGUAAAAAGCAUCAACAGCGAAGUCCUGUCUAAUGGCAUCUCGAAGUCGCCAGUGGUGAAAGGUGAAGAAGGAGGACUUGUGCAGAACAGGGCUACGAGGCCAACGAGGCUCCCGCUCGGUACGAGGGGAAGCAAUACUAUCCCGAGAAUGUAUGAUCGUACAGUUCCACCUGAGCCAGCAAGUCCUGGUGAAUACAUAAAUAUCGAUUUUAAUGAAAAGGCAAGUAACACACCGUAUUCCUUAUCUGCAGAGGGAUCGCCAUCAUCUCUGGGCUCGAGUAGUGACCACAGACAGUCCCCGCUCUCUGAUUAUAUGAGCGUUGACUUGGAUGUACAGUCGCCAAAAGUAGCGAAAGAACUUUCCAACUCUUUAACGGAUAUUUCAAUUUAUGCAAGCUCCAGUAUUCCUAGAAACCAACCAAAUCCUGACUAUGCUAGGCUCUCCUUUGGUACCGCCUGUGUUAGCGCUGCAAGUAACAGGACUGACGAUUACACGGAGAUGACGUUCAACAUGGCAGCGACGCCACCGCGGCCGUUUGCCUCCGAAUCUGACGACGGAGUAAAGAUUGAUAGUCCUUCUUCCAUAGUUAACAGACUGUGCAUUGUCGAUCGAUACGCUGGUAGCAGUAGCUUCUCUGUUCCUAGCUCCGAUCCUCCCGUGGGACCGAAGGUGAUCCGAGCCGAUCCCCAAGGCAGGAGGAGACACAGUUCUGAAACAUUCUCUUCUGCUGGGACUGUGACGACUUCCUCCUCUUUCUUUACUGAUAGUAGCAAAAGACACAGCUCUGCCUCAUUUGACAAUGUUUGGUUGAAACCAGAUGAAAACAUUUCUGAUGGUCAGGAAAGCAAAAUGUCCAGGGAUACCUCAACUGGAUUUCAGAAUGGCUUAAACUACAUUGCUCUGAAUUUACGCGAUGAUCCUAUAAGCUGUGAGGCAAGUACUGCAACGCCAACUUGCCAUCUCCAAAAUGGUACUUCGAGUUUGGACAGUGGAGCUUACGUAAGCAUAGAUUUCACCAGGUCCGAUGGUCUGAAGUGUAACGCUGCACGAAAAGACUGACUGCAUUGCCAUGGAAACCAUUGUUGGAAGAGAAGACUCUUCUGCUGGUAACUCCAGAAACUGUGUGGUGCUUUUGGAAGCAAAGCUCAGCUCCAGCCGGCUACUUUCAUUUCCACCAGCACGGACAUGGACACACAUCCUUUUAAUUAGUUUUUCAUAGACAUCAGCUCUCUACAGUUGAAUUAAUUUGAAUUGAGAUUUUUCAUAGCUGUGCUUUGGUGAUGGAAUUUGGUCUUUCCUGUCAUAUCUAUUUGGGAGGCAGCGUGAAUGCUAAUAGGAGAUUCCUGUAUGCCCCUUUCUUCCUCCUGCCUCUCCCAUUAAUUAGUUUUUAUUUAUAUUCUGAGAAGUCAAAGCUGGUUUCCGAUUGUCUGUUUAACAUGGGUUUUGCUUCUCUGGUACAUUAACAAGUGAUUAGCUUAAAACAUGUGUUGUUUAGAAAUAUUUUGGCAGUUCAGGCUAUUUUUUUUCAGGUGGCUGGGCGGAAGGAGGGAGGGAGAGGUGCACAUGAGCUUGAGGGGAGAACCCGUGGGACUGAACUGGUCUGAAAAGGAGAGACCUCUUCUGCCUUUUUUUUUUUUUUUUUUUUUUUUUUUUUAAAUAAUGUUUUGCUUUCAUGGUACAAGAGGUAUUUCUUGAUCAUAGGCUAGAGUAUUUUUAAAUCAAGUGUCUAUGUCAGAGCUUAAAAUGAUAUUUUUUUUUUGCUCAGAAUUCUGGUAUGUACAAAGUAGGAUUAAUGGGCUGGUUGUCUUGUAGAUUGUUUUUGUUCUUACCCUCAAGAUACUUGUUUAUAAAUAUGAAUUGUUUAAAAUGUGGUUUUUGUUCAUGCAUUCAAAUGGAGAAGUGCAGAGUCGUAUCCAGCAUUUGUGACUUCUGCAUUAUAUUUGUCAGCUGUAGCUUUUUAAAGAGAAACCACCCUAAUUGAUCUUACUUUCAACCAAGUCCCGUUUUAAUUUGAGACUAUUUUUGUUCUUUCUUCGUGGCAUAAUGGGAAGAAGUAAAAUACUGGCUCAUCAGUUGUCCUUAUCCUGGUUAAAGAAGUGCGAACAAUGAUGAUUUGACAUUUUUAAAAUAAAUUGCAGAAAAAUCAGGGCUUUACUCUUGUACUGAUUUUUUUUUUUUUUGGUUGAAAUGAGUUUAGGCUUUUUAACACUGCUACAAACUUAAAGAGCAUGACACUAGUUGUUGGUACAUGCAAUGUAUAAUAAAAGGCACUGACGAUUGAUAAAGGAUUUAGAAGUGGUACACAAAUCCUCAUGCUGUACUGCACCACACAGCUGGUAAUCCUCUACAUUGUAUAUUGUACAACUGAUUUGUUGGGCUGCCUCACCUCUAACAUACAACCUUGAAAAUACUAGUACAGUUUUGAUUGUUAGGUGAUGUGUACCCAAAUCUAUUUUGAGUAGUAUUGUACAUGUCACUAAAAACAUGAAGACUUCUUUUUGACACAUGGUACCAAUCAGUUUACACAGUGUCUAGUGACAGGAAAAACUGUUGCUAGAGGAUUUAAAAGCACAGACCUGUUUUUGAUUCUGGAAGAGAAGUUCAAGUUGGUACAGUUCCUUGUUGCUGCUAAACAUUAAUUAAAAAUAUGACCACUUUUCUAGACCAUGAUACUGUCUCACCAUAUAGCUUUCGUUUGGUCUCGUAAAUUAAUAAUGCAAUAUGUAGACAGCUUUUUAUAAAGCUUUACAUCUUUUUUAGGAAAUCAAAAUUUGGAUGAAGGUAGUUCUAAACCUUUAACGUGAAAGGAAAAGGUUGUUUUGAAGAAAAUAAUGAUCUUACACACUUAUUUCAUAUUAGAUCCCUGAGGCUGCCAUUGUACAAUAUACAGCACUGAUUUAAUAAAUGCUGAAUAAAUAAUUAAAUGGGUAACCUCAAGUAGAGUGGUACAAAUACUAACAGGUACGGCAUAAUAAAUAUGCAAUCUUUUUGAAUCUCUUAGUUUACAGCAACUAAUUUAUUCAGUAUUGUGCUGGAAGAACAUUUUCAGAAUAUGUAAAACAUAUCACUAUAUAUACUACCUUCCAGCUACCCGUUUAUGCUGCUGUAUAGUACAAAAAUACCAAUGAUGGAACAAUGUUUGUCCUGUAAAUUUAAUUUGAUAUUGGACAGUUAUUGUCUGUACAAACUAAAACAUAUAUGGUUGAAACUGUUCAUUAUAUUUGCUAUUUCUGCUUCACAGAUCUGUUUUAAAGUUGAGCUGAUUGAUCUGGCUUUGUCUUCCAUUGUAAAUAUUGUUAUGUUGUUUUCUUUGUAAAACACAUCGCGUUUGCGGUUUUGGGAGACUGGCUUGAAGCUCUGUAUAGUGUUUAUAUUUAUCUGACUUGGCUUUCCAUAGAGCUACUUGCAGUAAAUACGUGUUCAUGUA